AUGAGAGUUUGCGUAGGCCGACCGUUAGGCCUCAGUUUCGAUUUGUUGGUUCGUGAGGGCUCUCACAUCGACUGGGAUCUGCGCUCUGAGGAGAAGGCACUGGAGAAGUUGCCUUGGACCAGGGGGCGAGCUUUCAGUUUCAUCGUCUCCAGCAUCAUCUUUCUGAAUACGGUCUGGCUCGGGCUCGAGACGGAUUAUUACGACGAAAGGAACUAUGUUGGGCAAGUCGAUCCAUGGAGGAUAGUCAACUACACCUUCGUUGGAUUUUUCGUGGUUGAGCUUGUCAUCCGAAUCUACUCCCGGUCGUGGUGGCCCUUCAUUGCAGACAACUGGAAUAAGUUUGACUUUGGCCUUGUGUUGCUAUCCUUAGUGGACACAUUCCUGCUGGAGCAGAUCUCGGACAGUGCAGGUUCUUUGAGCUCGCUGCGCGUUCUGCGCGUGCUGCGCGUAGCACGUGUGCUCAGACUGCUGCGCUUCUUCAAGCCUCUCUGGCUGCUGGUCAUAGGUGCCGUCGAUGCGAUGCGUGCUUUGCUGUGGGCGUGGGUGUUGAUCUCCAUCCUCAUCUACAUCUUUGCCAUCCUGCUGACCCGAACCGUGGGCUUCGCUCAUCGGGGAGCCUCUGAAGAUGUCGACAAAUAUUUCGGAAAUCUCCUGUACAGCUGUUUCACGCUCUUCCAGGUGAUGACCCUCGAAGGCUGGCCAGAUGUCGCGCGGGCGGCUACAGACGUCGAGCCCUGGGUUUGGAUCGUCUUUGUUGCGUUCUUGCUCAUCACGACGUUCUCCAUCAUGAACAUGAUUGUUUCUGUCAUUGUUGACAGCACCCUGGAAGCUGCCUUGGACCAGAAGCUCCAAGCCAUGCGUGACCAGGAAUACCAGACUUCAAUGGCUGCCGUGAAGGUUGACGAGGUUUUUCGACGUGCUGACGGAAAUGGAGACGGUCACAUCACGAAGGAAGAGCUUAUGCAAGCUCUUCUCAAGCCGGAUGUGCGUCUCUACCUGCGGGAAGUUGGCAUUGACAUAACCAAUGCGGAGUUCAUUUUCGACGUCAUUGACUACGACGGCUCUGGGGAGCUGGAGUACAAGGAGUUUGCUCUGGGACUGGUCAAAGCGCGUGGUGAGGCGAAAGCCCAGGAAGUGUUGGCGCUGCAAUGUGACCUUUGGCGGCGGGAGCGAACUCUGCGAAAGGAGCUGCAGACAGUUUGUGUCACAGUUGACUCGCGCAUGCGCUCCAUCGAUGACUCCCUCGAGUCGUUGCGGAACGACUUGCAGGUUGUGGAUAAUGCCCUGCGGAUGAGGUCUCUUCAGCUUCAGUAG
Symbiodinium sp. CCMP2456 is the source of this 1314-nucleotide messenger RNA. The record is from the annotation of a GenBank genome assembly. Lineage: Eukaryota; Dinophyceae; Suessiales; Symbiodiniaceae.